Chenopodium quinoa (quinoa) is the source of this 1329-nucleotide messenger RNA. RefSeq names its product zinc finger MYM-type protein 1-like. NCBI's taxonomy places the organism in Eukaryota, Viridiplantae, Streptophyta, Magnoliopsida, Caryophyllales, Amaranthaceae. The record is from RefSeq and is a predicted model, not a curated record. The coding region runs from base 1 to 1329 and encodes 442 amino acids. The transcript has a single exon.
AUGGAGGAUAGUAACACAGCAGGAGUCGAUGCUUUUGUUAAUGGAGGUUUCAGAUAUUGGAAUAGAAGAAACACAAUUGUAAAGCAUGUUGGUGGACACAAGAGUGCUCACAAUAAUGCUGUGAUUGCUAUGAAUUUAUUCGUGCAUCAAAUGAGUAGCAUUGCCACCGCUUUAUCAAAACAAACGGCGGAAACCAUGAGUGCCUAUCGUAAGAGAUUGGAAGCUUCAAUUGAAACCAUCAGAUGGCUAUUGUUCCAAGGGUUGCCUUUUCGUGGUCAUGAUGAAAAGGAAAGUUCAUUGUCUAGAGGUAACUUUCUUUCAUUAUUAACUCUUCUUUCAAACCAUGAUCUUGAGUAUUCCAAAGUUGUUUUUAAAAUGGCCCCCGGUAAUUGUCAACUUACUUCUCCAAGUAUCCAAAAAGAUAUAAUCAAUGCUUGUGCAAAAGAAACAACUAAAGCAAUAUUGGAAGAACUUGAUGGUGGAUUUUUUGCUAUUCUUGCUGAUGAAUCUGCCGAUGUUUCCGAUAAGGAACAAAUGGCACUUUGCUUGAGAUUUGUUAAUAAAAAGGGGGAAGUGUGUGAGCGUUUUCUUGGUAUUGUGCAUGUUCCUAAUACUAGUUCUUUGACUCUAAAAGCUGCUAUUGAGUCAUUACUCAUGGAACACUCUUUAACUUUCUCUCAAGUUCGAGGUCAGGGUUAUGAUGGGGCAAGUAAUAUGCAAGGUUCAAUCAAUGGCCUUAAAACUCUAAUUUUGAAUGAAUGUUCUCAAGCAUACUUUGUUCAUUGCUUUGCUCACCAACUUCAAUUGACACAAGUUGCUCUUGCUAAGAAAAACUCAGAUUGUGGUUGGCUUUUUAUUGAUGUACUUGCACCUCUCUUGAACUUUGUGGGAGGUUCACCUAAGAGGAGACAAUUUCUUCGAGAAAAACAACGUCAAGGGGUUGUAGAAGCAUUGUCCUUGGGUGAAAUUGAAUUGGGAACUGGUUUAAAUCAAGAACGUGGCUUAUGUAGACCUUGUGAUACUCGUUGGGGAUCUCAUUUUAAAACCAUUUUGAAUGUGCUUGAUUUAUAUCCUUCAAUACUUUUGUCACUUGAUUCCAUUGCAGAAGUAUCUGAUACACUUGAUUCAAAUAAAGCACAAUCUAUUACACACUUGUUGAUGUCAUUUGAUUUUGUGUUUGUGGCACACUUGAUGGUUGAUAUAUUUGGAAUUACAAAUGCGUUGAAUGUGGCAUUGCAAAAACAUGAUCAAGAUAUUGUCAAUGCAAUGGUCAUGGUUGAUGUAACCAAGACUAAUUUGCAAAAGUUAAGAGAUGAAGGAUGGGAUUAA